Xenopus laevis (African clawed frog) is the source of this 2405-nucleotide messenger RNA. It is a transcript of the gene armc8.S, whose product is annotated as armadillo repeat containing 8 S homeolog. Lineage: Eukaryota; Metazoa; Chordata; Amphibia; Anura; Pipidae. Gene Ontology annotation, cellular component: cytoplasm; GID complex; nucleus. Gene Ontology annotation, biological process: proteasome-mediated ubiquitin-dependent protein catabolic process. The record is from RefSeq and is marked predicted.
GUAACGGUAGUGGCCUAGAUAGGGAUUUGUUCUUGUGACGAAAGUGCAGUAGUGGGCGGGAUGACCAAGAUGGCGUGCGUGUUGGAGCCUCCGCUCCGGAUGAGCGUCUUAUCUGAGGUUACUGCGAGCAGUCGUCAUUAUGUUGACCGCCUUUUUGAUCCAGAUCCGCAGAAAGUCUUACAGGGAGUCAUAGAUAUGAAAAAUGCAGUUAUUGGAAACAAUAAACAGAAGGCAAACCUUAUUGUUUUGGGUGCUGUGCCAAGAUUAUUGUAUUUGCUUCAGCAAGAGACUUCAAGCACAGAGCUGAAGACUGAAUGUGCAGUGGUUCUAGGCAGCCUGUCGAUGGGCACAGAAAACAAUGUUAAAUCCCUGCUGGAUUGUCACAUUAUUCCAGCCCUGCUGCAAGAUCUGCUGUCAUCAGACCUACAAUUUAUUGAAGCCUGUCUUCGAUGUCUCCGUACAGUUUUCACCAGUUCAGUGACUCCAGUGGAACUUUUAUACACUGAUGCAUCGGUUAUUCCACACCUCAUGUUGUUGCUUAGCAGAUCAAUAUAUGCCCAGGAGUAUAUAUGUCAGAUUUUUGCUCACUGCUGUAAGGGUCCAGACCAUCAGACAAUAUUGUUUAAUCAUGGUGUGGUCCAGAAUAUUGCUCAUUUGUUAACAUCGGUUUCCUACAAAGUUCGUAUGCAAGCAUUAAAGUGCUUUUCAGUCCUAGCCUUUGACAAUCCCCAGGUGUCUAUGACCCUUGCAAAUGUGCUGGUUGAUGGAGAAUUGUUGCCACAAAUCUUUGUGAAAAUGCUUCAAAGAGAUAAACCUAUUGAAAUGCAACUGACUGCUGCUAAAUGUCUAACAUACAUGUGUCGAGCAGGAUCUAUUAGAACUGAUGAUAACUGCAUUGUGUUAAAAACCCUUCCCUGCCUGGUACGUAUGUGCAGCAAAGAGCGUCUGCUAGAGGUGCGGGUGGAAGGCGCUGAAACCCUUGCUUACCUGAUUGAACCAGAUGUUGAACUUCAGAGAAUUGCCAGUAUCACAGAUCAUCUGAUCUCCAUGCUUGCUGACUACUUCAAGUAUCCCAGCUCAGUCAGUGCCAUCACAGAUAUCAAGAGGCUUGACCAUGAUUUAAAACAUGCCCAUGAACUUCGCCAGGCGGCCUUCAAGCUUUAUGCCUCUUUGGGAGCCAAUGACGAAGACAUCCGGAAGAAGGUGAGUCUGGGAGAGGGGCGCCCUCCAGUCCUGUCCGCCAGCAGACAGGGUGUGACACCCACCUGAAAAAAUCUCAAGGAAGACCAUAAACUGACUGCCUUGUUUAAAGCCAAAAGCAGAGACUGAAAGGGUUAAUGGAAGAUUGAAUGAAUGGUGCUAUGCCUUUGGCCUUUUUGCCAUUAGAAAGUAGCAUAGGAUGGCGUAAAGAGGAUGUCCAACAAAUUGCAUUCAUUUUUGUGCUUAUCUCUAACCUUGCACUUUCCAUAUGCAUGAGUUUAAUUCCAGUCUUUUAGUCAGGAGUCCAGUAUCUGAAUAUCAAAAGCCUCUAUUUCUGUAACUGUCCAAAGCAGCUGCUAUCCUGAGUGCAAAUAUCCCUAAAAAAUUACCCUUUUCUUUAAGCCUGAUGACGAGCAUAAACUAGUCCCAGUUAAUUGUAGCUUCAAUAUCUUAAAUUACUCUAAUGCCUUUAGUACCCUUUCAAUAGCACUGCUUUCCACAUAAUUAUUUUAUGGGUCAAGCAUUUAUUUUCGUGUAUUUCUAUAGCUGUAAAAUUUCGAAAGCUUGUACUAAAGAAAAAUUGCAAAAACAUAGUCUUUUGAGCAUUCACAAUAACCGCAAUGCAGUUUCUUAAAAUGUUAGGUGUUAGAUCUGAUUGCAGCUUUCCAGAUUCUGUCGUGCUUAAGUGCAUGCCAGCCCAUCAUGGGAGAGAUAUAAUAGCCAGAAUAUACUGUAUUUAUAAAACAUUGCAUGGGUUGAUGUAAUCCUGACUCCUGAAAUCUGCUUGUCUGUGCCAUUUGCAUCAGCCUUUAAAUAGUGGGAUUUAGUUACACUAACAAUAUAAUCUCAAAGAAUAAAGUAUGAGCCACUUUGGACAGUAGAAAUAUUUUUUGUCGGUUCUUCCUGUUGGAACAGCAUAUGUUGAAUAUGUAUUGUAUUUUCAGUGCUAGAUGAAUCUACAAUACAUUUAAAGUUACAUUUUAACACUGUGCUGAAUCAUGUAUGGCUUUGUACCAUUUGGCCAGUGCUGUUAAUAAGACAUUUCUGCUAUUGCUGUCCUUGGGAAUUGCGCCAUGCAUCAUGUGACUUAUAAACUGCACAAAUUCGUUUGCUUCCGGGCUGGUCUGGAGUGUUGCUUUUGUAUAAUGAUUUAUUAAUAUAGUUUUUUCAUUUCUUGUGCAAAUAAAGCCUUAUUGUUAACAAUG